Cuscuta campestris is the source of this 2878-nucleotide messenger RNA. The record is from the annotation of a GenBank genome assembly. Lineage: Eukaryota; Viridiplantae; Streptophyta; Magnoliopsida; Solanales; Convolvulaceae.
AGUCUUUCAAGCUGAACAAAUCUGAACCUCGACUUGAGAAAGUUAUUUACGAAAACAACAAAACCCAGUGUUAUCCCAACUCCCUUGGAGUCUGUGGAAAGAGUUCCAUCAUAAUGGGGAGAACCCAGUACAAUCCCAAGUCUGUUAGGAUCUUGGAAAGAGUUUCACUAUAAUGGAGAAAGGGAAACCUUAACUUUCAUUUUCGCGAGAAGCUUCCAUGACUCGAACCCGUGAUCUCAAGGUCACGCGACAACUCCUCACCCGGUGUGCCAAGGGCAAGGUUCCCCUGAAAUAUGAAUAGGAACCUAAAACCCGAACAGAAUGAGAAUAGAAAACCAUCCCUUCAAACAAAAGCAUAUGAAAAUAUGCUCCAGGCUUGAAGCAAUUUUGAAGCAGCAAUGUAAAUACCCCGUAACUUGGACUGAACUUGAACUAAUCUUCACUUAACAUGUUUGAAACUUUGGAUUAUAAUAUUAACUCUUUGUCAGACAAGGUUGGGACUUGGGGUAAGAAACACUCAAUUUAUUGUGCUAUUUCUAUGGUUCAAAGAUCUUCGUCAGAAAAUUCGUCCAGCCUUCAAACAUGCUGAACCAUGCUGCUUUUUUAGGUUUCUGGUCUACUGGAUAGGGUUGAGUCCAUUUUCAUUAAACACUUCUCGAAUUCUAACAGAAGAAAGGGUAUGAAAAAAUUGAGGCCAAUGCCAAAGUCAGAAAAGCACCGUGUGACAUUUUUUUCAGGCUUCUUUUCUGGUUGCUCAAUUGCUUUGUUAGUUGCUCUUACUUUGCUAAGAGAUACAAGAAGGGUGAUGGAGGGUGAUUCCUCUAAUCUGGACAACAUAUUUCCACUUUACAGGUAGAGGAAUAACUCGGGUUUUCAUUUUAAAAUAUUUGUAUAUACUAUCCUAUAGAACUGACUAAUUCACAAUUCUGCAGUUUUUAUGCAUAUAUCGUGCUGCAUAUGCUUCUUUAUGCUGCAAACUUAUAUUUCUGGAGGCACUACAAAAUCAACUAUGCUUUUAUUUUUGGUUUCAAGGAAGGGACUGAAUUGGGCUACCGGGAUGUCUUUCUUCUAAGCAACGGUCUAGCGAUGCUUGUCCUUGGCACCUUUCUGGCUCAUGUGCACUUGAAUAUAGAUUCACGAGCUCAAUAUUAUAGCAGAUAUAUUGAGUUUGUUCCAUUGGGAUUGGUCGUUGUUCUGUUUGUACUUCUGUUCUGCCCCUUUAACAUAAUGUACCGAUCAAGUCGGUUCUUCCUCAUUAAAACUGUUUUUCAUUGUGUCUGUGCACCUCUCUACAAGGUCACUCUUCCAGACUUUUUUCUGGCAGACCAAUUUACAAGCCAGGUAGAAGCAAUAAGGACUUUGGAGUACUAUGUCUGCUACUAUGGAUGGAAAGAUCCCAAAGAGAGACAAAACAAAUGUCACGGUCACGACAUCUAUGAUGUGUUCUAUUUCAUCCUUGCAUUUUUCCCGUACUGGUUUCGAUUCCUCCAGUGCAUUCGCCGGCUGUUUGAAGAGAACGACAUUGCACAUUUGUAUAAUGGUUUGAGAUACUUCUUGACAAUCGUGGCAGUAGCUAUUAGAACAGCUUUUGAACUGAAAGGGAGAUUGAGCUGGAAAGUCUUUGCCAUACUAAUGUCAGUUCUCGCAACCAUAAUGAACACGUAUUGGGAUAUUGUUGUAGACUGGGGUCUCCUGCGAAGGAAAUCAAGGAACAGGCUUCUUCGAAAUAAACUCGUUGUUUCUCAUGCGAGUGUAUAUUUUACAGCUAUGGUUUUGGACGUUGCCCUCAGAUUUGCUUGGCUGCAGCUCGUGCUAAAAUUUAAUGUUGCUUCUUUGCGCGGGAAUAGAAUAUCAAGCAUAUUUUCCUGCCUUGAAAUUCUUCGUCGUGGCAUGUGGAACUUUUUCAGGUUGGAGAAUGAACACCUAAACAAUGUGGGCAAGUAUCGCGCAUUCAAGUCAGUGCCCCUUCCAUUUAGUUACCACGACGAUGAGGAUGGAGACAAGGACGAAUAACAUAUUCACGAUGUUUUUCAAGAAAAAAAGAAUGAACGAAAAUUCUCUCGAAGCGCAUAGCAGGUGAUCAUAAGUCAAGUUCUCCUUUGACAAAUUGUGGACAUGAGGGAGGUAUAUAUGUAUAUAAAAGUGCAAGAGUAUGUACAAUUUUGUGAGCAAAACAACCAAAUGUAAAAUGCGAAUAAACGGAGAUAAAAUAGAAAAGCUCAAUAAGUUUGAGUGAAAACUUCUCAUUUUUUCACAUUUACUAAAAGUAGUAUACCAACCAACUUGUAGUGUUAAAAUAUCUCCUCAAUUACCAAAUAUUAACUACGAGUAUAUUAGAGUUUAUUUUAUGAGCAGGUGUGCGAAAAAGCAAAACUGGCGUGCCAAGGAGGCAAGGACCUUGUAGUCCAAUGACACCGUUAUGACUUUCUCAAAUGAGAGGUCACAUGGUCGAUCUCCAGUGCGGACAGUAACUCUACGAGCUUUAAUAGAUUGAGAAUGUAUAAACAGAUAUCACAUUGUCUUGGCUAAAGGGAUGUGAUGUGCAAUGUGCGUAGGGUUAUUUUUCUUGUUUGAUUUUUAUCCAAAUAAAAAACCAAACUGAACUACUGAAGGGGGCAGUGUCCUUAUUAGAGAAAUCAACAACAACAACAACCCAGUUAAAUCCCACAAGAGUAGGGUCUGGGGAGGGUGUGUGUACGCAGACUUUACCCCUACUCGAAAGUAGAGAGGCUGUUUCCAAAGAGACCCCCGGCUCAACGUCGAAAGUUGCAUUGCUUGACUAACUGCUACUUCAUUAAUUAAAGAAGCGCAGACAGUUUAGAGAUCCAUUUUGAUUUAUUCCAUCACACCCCAAAGCCAAAAAAUGGUGAAAUUUUGG